Messenger RNA from Solanum tuberosum (potato), 1517 nucleotides. RefSeq lists its product as uncharacterized. Bases 921 to 1418 code for a protein of 165 amino acids. The transcript has a single exon. NCBI's taxonomy places the organism in Eukaryota, Viridiplantae, Streptophyta, Magnoliopsida, Solanales, Solanaceae. The record is from RefSeq and is a predicted model, not a curated record.
GUAUCUGUUCAUUUCAAUCACAUAUUUGCUGCUGUGUCUCAUGAGUUUACAGAACACUUUCUGCUCAACUUAGCAAGACUUCAGCUUGCAUAUGAGAAAGGGCUUUUGCAGAUCAAUGAGAAGCUGCUGCUGCUUCGUUAUUCAUAACAAUUUUAGUGAAUUUCUACACAUAAAUCUAUACUCUAUGCUUCAAAAUACCAGGUGAACCUGGCAUCAACAGGAUGAUAUUGGAUUACUUCUACAGUAAUUCUAAUAGAUUCCACUUUUCUCAUUAGCCUGGAGCAUUAUUACUAGUUUGAUUGUGAUCGAUUGAGAACAUAAUAUUUAUUGUGAUCCUAUUGGAAUAAUUUCAUUAAGAGACUUGUAAUUUCUUGUUACUGGACUAGAAUAAGACAUGGUAGCUAGUCCAACUCAAAUCGUAAAAAGUUGAGGGACUUGUAUUUUGAAUCGCUCCCGAAAAGGAAUCUAUUGGUAUGUGCCUUGAUUUAUUUCAUGGAUAAGGGCUUUGGUUCAAGUCUAAGAUGGCCCAGCCGUGUCAGGAAAGAUAAUAGAAGAAACAUCCGACUACUUCGAGUCGUUGCCAUGUGAGUUAAGUUCAAUGUUUGAAUGGAGAAUACGGAAGCUAGUCCAUCAUCUCCGAGUUUUGGAUGUUGGGUUGGGCCAAAGAGUUCUCUAGAUGGAUUUAUCGUAUUUUUUUUUAUAAUCAUGGUGUUCGAUUCAGUUUACGUGUAUUGAAUCAACUACCAAUCCAAUGGACUAUUUUGCUGUACAAAUUAUUGUAAGGACACGUGGACAACAAAACAGAGCAACAAACAAGUUUGUCAUCAUACCUAUAAAACAAACAUCUGUCAACCUCAUAUCUUACCAUAUUAUGUAUUCACCCUUAUAAAACGGUGAACUUUGGAACAACCAAACAAUCAAUGUUCACAGAAAUGUCAAUAUCUUUAAUAAGAAGUAUUUUUUACCUCUUUCUCUUCUUUUUUGCCACUGCAGCUUCAAGGAAUGAGAAGCUAUCAGCUUACGAAGAGCUACAGCGUUAUGAUUUCCCAAUGGGGAUUCUUCCAAAAGGAGUAAAAGACUACAAAUUGAACACAAAAACAGGUGAAUUCUCAGCUUAUCUUAAUUCUACCUGCAGCUUCAAAUUGGAGAACUCAUAUCAACUGAAUUACAAGCCUGUUAUAAAAGGGGUUAUAUCUAAAGGCAGGCUUAAGAAAUUGAGUGGUGUUAGUGUUAAGGUGGUGUUGCUAUGGCUUAACAUUGUCGAAGUUGAGAGAAAAGGUAAGAAUCUUGAGUUCUCAGUUGGACUCGCUUCGGCAAAUUUCCCGGUUGAGAACUUUGAGGAAUGUCCACAGUGUGGGCAUGGAUGGAAUUGUGUUGAUGAGGUAACAAUCUUGUGUCUUCUUUCUAGACUAGAUUAGGUACUUUGAUUGAAAAUCUAGUUAUGUUUUUUGUUUUCUGGUAGUGGAAAUGAUCUGUUUUUUGAAUAGCUAUGGUAGUUGGGGCCAUUUGGUCACGAA